This is a messenger RNA of Sesamum indicum (sesame), 1388 nucleotides long. Its product is annotated as FAD/NAD(P)-binding oxidoreductase family protein. NCBI's taxonomy places the organism in Eukaryota, Viridiplantae, Streptophyta, Magnoliopsida, Lamiales, Pedaliaceae. The record is from RefSeq and is a predicted model, not a curated record. Gene Ontology annotation, cellular component: cytoplasm. Gene Ontology annotation, molecular function: flavin adenine dinucleotide binding; electron-transferring-flavoprotein dehydrogenase activity.
GGGGUGGGCUUCCGUGAUGUUGACUUAAAUGAAUUUCUUGUUGUAGCCGCAAAUUCUUGAAUCAUUAUCAUCAUCAUUGUAUAAGAAACUAUUCUUCUUAAUUUGUCUCUCUUAAUUACUUAUCUGGUUGGGGGUUAUACAUCAAUAAUAUUAUUGGGUAAUGGAGGCAUAUCAGCAGUCACCGGCACCGGAGAUGGCCGGCGGAGUGUGGAAGAGGGUGGUGGUGGUAGGCGGCGGCGUGGCAGGUUCUCUCAUUGCCAAGUCUCUUCAGUUCCAAGCUGAUGUUACCCUCAUUGAUCCGAAGGAAUAUUUUGAGAUCCCAUGGGCGAGCUUGAGGGCAAAGGUGGAGCCGACUUUCGCUGAGAGAUCAUUAAUUUACCACAAAGAUUAUCUCACCAAUGGCCGUCUGGUCCUAUCCAAGGCCAUAAGCAUCUCUAACUCUCAAGUAUUGACUGCAGAAGGCCGUCUCGUUACCUAUGACUACCUCGUCAUUGCCACAGGCCACGACGAUCCUCUACCCAAAACUAAAUCCGAGCGACUCAAAGAGUACCAAACAGAGCAUGAACGGAUAAGAUCCGCUAGUUCAGUUCUGAUAGUUGGUGGCGGCCCUACUGGCGUUGAGCUUGCCGGGGAGAUUGCUGUUGAUUUUCCUGAUAAAAAGGUUGUCCUAGUGCACGAGGGAUCCAGGUUGUUGGAGUUCAUAGGGCCAAAAGCAGCCGACAAGACUCUAGAGUGGCUGAAAUCAAAGAGAGUAGAGGUGAAACUCCGACAAUCAGUUGACCUGAACAACUCUUCAGAAGGCAACAACACUUUUAUAACAUCGUCGGGAGAGAUCAUCAAUGCGGACUGCCAUUUCGUGUGCACUGGUAGACCGUCCGGCUCGGCCUGGUUGCAUGAGACUAUUUUAAAGAACAGUGUGGAUGGGUUGGGGAGGUUGAAGGUUGAUGAGAACCUAAGAGUAAAAGGAUUCAAGAACAUUUUUGCUAUUGGAGACAUCACAGAUGUGAGGGAAAUAAAGCAAGGGUACUUGGCACAAAAACAUGCUCUGAUAGCUGCAAAGAACUUGAAGGUGAUGAUGAGGGGAGGAAAGGAGAAGAAGAUGGCGAGUUACAAGCCACACUCCAUCAAAGUGGUUGUUUCGUUGGGGAGACAAGAUGCUGUCGCUCAGUUUCCUUUGACAACCUUAAUUGGACUUGUUCCUGGAUUCAUCAAAUCCAAGGAUUUGUUUGUGGGGAAAAUAAGGAAGCAAUUAGGGCUGGACCCUCGCCUUGUGGACUAUUGAGUUUCAUUUUAAUUACAGAUAUUUUUUACAGAGUAUUUUCCUUUUAUUUUUUUAACGUUAAUUCGAAUUGGGUCUGAUUAUAACAAAUCGAUCAGGUUAUAAGUGU